This is a messenger RNA of Pangasianodon hypophthalmus (striped catfish), 6484 nucleotides long. RefSeq names its product gastrula zinc finger protein XlCGF26.1. Gene Ontology annotation, cellular component: nucleus. The transcript has 7 exons. Lineage: Eukaryota; Metazoa; Chordata; Actinopteri; Siluriformes; Pangasiidae. The coding region runs from base 2699 to 6355 and encodes 1218 amino acids. Gene Ontology annotation, molecular function: protein binding; histone methyltransferase activity. The record is from RefSeq and is a predicted model, not a curated record.
CAUCGGGCUCUGUGAGACGAGUCAUCAUUGUGGACGAACCCGACAAAGUGUUACUGAUGCAGCCUGUAAAAAAGGAAGAACCUGAAGAUGACAACUAUCUCUGUAAGACAACAAGGGGUGCAUUAGAUUCCAGUGUGGACCCUGUAAGACUUCUAAUUGUGCAUCAAAGUGAAUUUUAUACUUUUGGUUUGUUUGCUAAUUGCAUAAUUUAACAAACCAAAAAAGCAUUUGCCUAGGGGUGUGGCAAUGGCAGGGCUGAACAUAUUCCGUUGAACUCUUAUUCACUGCAAUGUGAAAAGGUAAACAAAGUUUGGGCAAGUGCACGUAGAAAUUACAGUCCAGUCUGGAUAUCCUAAAUCGUAUUUCUACAGCUCUGUCCUUUGGCUCAGUUUGCACCGAGUAGUUCAGUUUAGGAGCUUGUGUAAAAAAUAAACCAAAAAAACGAAUAGCUGUUUACUUCUUGCAGAUGGUUUCAUUCAGCAUCAAUUGCCUUUCUCACUGCAAUCACACCGCACUAGAGUUCUCUUGGAAAUCUCUCUUUUUCUCAGUGGGGUUCCUGUAACGUGCAUACAGGAACUGAAGUAGGAUGUCCAUCCAUUCCAUUCUUCCCUCAUCUCUCCACCUGGUCAGAUUGUAUCUUGGAGUUGUAUCUCCUCAGAGUUUUGCCCACAUUCCCUACCAUCUGUUGACUGGUGGAGCUCUGGCACAAACGGUUAAAUCCCUCGCGUUAUUGGUGUUCAUUGCAGAGUCUGCUACAUUAGUCGGAUCUGUUAAUUCACAGCUCUGGCGCUGGAGUUGGAUUUUCCACCACGUAAUGAACCCCUUGAUGGUGGGUCUGAAUCCCCUGGAAGCUCACUGCCCCUUAUGUGCUCACUGCCUUGGCAUUGAGCUUAGAGAUGCAGUGUACAGUUCAGACAUCCCCUGAGCUGAUAUGCCAUGCCUUGCUGACAGAUCGUGACCCUGAUUCAGAAUCAAAUCCGACCCAAAGCCUGCAGCUUGAAUUUGCUUGUCAUAUGCGCUGCCCAAGUGAAUGCCUUACUGAAUUGAUUCCUUUGUGGAUCUCUGGAGCCAUCCACAGUUAGCUUCUCUAAGAGCAACUCCAUGCCAGGGCUCUACAGAGGUGCUGCAGAGAAGUGGUCCUCUUUAACUUUGCCAAAUCAAAACAUUACCACUUGUGGUUUUUGCCUGCUGGGACAGGAUACGCUGACCCAUGACUGGCCUCACCAUCUAUUAUUUGCGUUUCCUUACUAACUACCUAUUCUUCCUACGUUGCACAGAAUUCAAGCGAGUAUGCCACAAGUCCUGCCUUUGACCCUGAGGUAGCCAGUAAGAUUACAACCUUUCUGAAGUGGCGAGGUACGCAAUACAGGCAACGUUAUGUGCAUCCCCGGUGUUCAUUCAGCUACAAGAGCAUUAGUGAGGUCAGGCGCUGAUGUUGGGAUGUCGAGGAGGUCUGGGGUUCAGUCGGUGUUCCAGUUCAUCCCAAAGGUGUUCAGUGGGGUUGAGGUCAGGGCUCUGUGCAGGACACUCGAGUUCUUCCACUCCAACCUUCACACACCAUGUCUUCAUGGAGCUCACUUUGUGCACAGGGGCAUUGUCAUGCUGGAACAGGUUUGGGCCUCUAAGUUGCAGUGAAGGGAAAUUGUAAUGCUACAGCACACAAAGACAUUCUAUACAGUUGUGUGCUUCCAACUUUGUGGUAAUAGUUUGGAGAAGAAACACACAUGGGCGUAAUGGUCAGAGGUCCAUAUAGUGUACCUUCAUACUCCAUGGUUCUGAUUUCGAGCAGAUGCUUAUUAUUUUCUAGCAGGUACUUCAGUAAAACUAUUGGAAUAUGUGGUGCUCUCUUGAUAAGCUCGAUCAGACCAACUUCAUUCGUCACAGAGGAAAAACGUGAGGGGCUACCUUAUCAAAACAGACACUAAUGUGAUAUGCUACUCCACAAGCCAUCUCAUCUUCAUAAGCAUUACUUAAAUGCAUGCCCAGGAAGUCUAUGGAGCUGUUACCUGGAUGUCACAAUGCACUUUGUCCAGGUUUUACAGGGUUAAAAUUCUUACAGGAUAUUCUUUCUGCCCUGGUGGUUAUCCAUGGUUCAUAGAACCACAGUUACAUUCACACCAGAGUAUGUAUUAGAUGUGUUCUCAACUCCCCAGUUGAACUAAAAAAUGAGGCAAAUACAGCAGGGUUUGAGAGAAAGCCCUCUAUGUAAUAUGUCUAAUGCUUUAGAUUAGGGUUUAAAUCACUGAGAUUCUGUCUACACUUACAGAAAAUACUUCUAUCUAGUACCCUAAAGGAUUUAUUGGGUUUAUUCUUUUGAGGGGAACCCUAGAGCACAGGGCUUCUAAGUAGAAUCUUUUUUAUUAAAGGUAAGCUAAAAGAUUUAACCAUCCAAACAACUGUUCAGGAUGAGAAUAUGUGUGUCAUUUUUGACUUGAAGUUUAUAAGAGAGAGAGAGAGAUGCUGCUCAAACAACUGGUUACAUGCAUCUAUCGCUGGAAUUUCAGACAUGUAGUGUUCCUAAAUUCGUCUCGAAAGGGAUUGUAGUGAGUGGUUUUUUUUUUUUUUGUAUCAUAUAUCCACAAGAGGGGCACUUUCAGGUUUUUAAAAUGGGACUUUGAAACCGGAAUGAAGACCGUAUGUUUAUCACUAGAGCUACUCCUCAGCAAUCAAGUUACUGAGGUAAAAUGUUAAAGGUACAAUGGAUAUGAGCUUAUUGUAUGGCAAAAGGAAAAAAGCUGAAGUUUCUUUACUGCCAGCAGAUCCAUAUGAAUCUGAGGUAGACAGUAUCAGGGACUCAGGUGAUGAUGAUGAUGAUGACCCAGAUUUUGUCCCACAACAAGGGAAGCGGAAAGCAGAAUUCUUUUUGGAGAACUCUCCACCUAGGUCUUCUGGACGUCCAAAAAAACGAAUUUGCAGGAAUACUCUUCUAGUUGUCCCUUCCAAUGUGGAACUAAGUACGUCAACACCUUCAAAAGUGACUGUUGAUCUUCCUAGUCCUGAUGAUUCUGUCUCCCUUCCCUUGGCCUCUAAAGAAGAACGAAGAAUCUGGAAGAAGAAAGACAUAUCAUCCUUUGAAGUUCCUGAACCCGUCUUCCCGACUCCUGAAAAAAUUCUUUCCCCUUAUCAGUAUUUUAAGAUGUUCUUCACAGACCAGAUGGUGUCACACAUUGUGGAACAGACAAAUCUUUAUUCAGCUCAGUGUAAUGGGUCCUCCAUUAACACAACCUUGCAUGAAAUGGAAGAGUUUCUGUCGAUGCUUCUUUUCAUGGGAGUUUUUGCAUUCCCUACUCUCGAUGACUACUGGCACGCUGAUUCUCGUUUUCCCGCUGUGGCCGACACAAUGCAUAUGAAGAGAUUCAAGAUCAUUCGCAGGUGGCUCCAUUUCAAUGAUAACUCCCACACAAACAGCAGCCCUGACCGCUUCCACAAGAUCAGGCCUCUCUUUGACAUGUUACGUGAGCAGUGUUUGCGUAUUCCAGCCACAAACACACAAAAUGUAGAUGAAGUUACGGUGACAUACAAAGGCACCCAAGCAGGCAACCUACGCCAGCACAUUGCGAACAAACCUGACCGGUGGGGUUUUAAGUUGUUUUGCCGGGCUAGCUCAUCAGGAAUCAUCCAUGACUUCCUUCUCUAUCAAGGGAGCACAACCUUCUUCAAUGUGACCACAGAUGAUGACACGGACCUUUUUGGGGCCAGGGUUGUUUCCAUGCUCUGCAAAACCAUCAAAGAACCGGAGUCCACAGUUGUCUUCUGUGACAGUUUCUUCACCAGCUAUGACUUGGUGAAAUCCCUAAAAGACAAUCUUGGAGUGAGGUGUGUGGGAGUAGUCCAUGAAAAACACACAGGUGGCGCAAACUUGGCCUCUGACCGUGAUCUUAAGAACGAGGGAUGUGGCACGUACUCAUUCUGCUCUUCAGAUGGCAUAAUUGCAGUAAAAUGGUUCAACAGCAAGUGUGUCACGUUGCUCAGCAAUGCAUGUGGAGUGAAGCCUUUGGAAAACAUCAGAAAGUUCAACAAGGGGUCCAAGCGCAAGUGUGAUGUCCCUUGCCCAGCCGUGAUAUCAACUUACAGCAAGUCCACGGGCGGCGCUGACCUCUCGGACAUGCUGAUCAACCUGUACAAAUCGCCAAUGAAGUCCAAGCGGUGGUAUCUUCCCCUGUUUGGCUAUAUUCUUGACCUCAGCAUAUGCAAUGCAUGGCUAGUGUACAAAAGGGACUGCACCCUCCUUGAAGCAAAUCCUCUUCCUCUGAAGAAAUUUCGAUUGUCUGUGGCCAACACGCUGAAGUCCGUCAACAAACCCUCAAAGGUUGGCCAACCACUGAGUGUCAGUACCAGUCUAAGCAACAGACCGAAGGCAAGAUCAUCUCAGCCCCCACCCGAUGUCCGCUAUGAUGGCUACGGUCACUGGCCUGUGUAUACUUACCAGCGGGGGAGAUGCAAAUUGUGUCCCAAAGACUGUGAGGACUGCAGAUGCUUCUUCAUUAAUGAGUGUGAAGUUCACGGUCCAGCUUUCUUCAUCCCUGAUACCCCUGUUCCUAUGGGGGUCACUGACCGAGCCAGACAAACCCUUCCUCCCGGUCUAGUGGUUCAGAAGUCUGACAUUCCUGACGCAGGCCUGGGAGUGUUUAAUAAAGGAGAGACUAUUCCAGCUGGUGUGCACUUUGGACCCUACCAGGGAGAUCUGGUAGACCGAGAAGAAGCCUUGAACAGUGUCUACUCUUGGGUGAUAUACAAGAGCAGACAGUGUGAGGAAUACAUAGAUGCCAAGAGAGACACACAUGCUAACUGGAUGAGGUAUGUGAAUUGCUCUACUAAUGGUGAAGAGAACAAUCUAGUGGCAUUCCAGUAUCAAGGAGGGAUUCUCUACCGUUCUUGUAAACCCAUCAAACCAGGGCAGGAGCUCUUGGUGUGGUAUGAAGAGGAGUACGCCAAACAUCUCGACCCUACGUUUGACUACAUAUGGAACAAAAAGUCCACAAUUGAAAUGAACAGUGCACCAUUGCAAGCAUUCUCCUGCUCUUUGUGUCCAUUUUCUUAUACAUCUCAAAUUUAUCUCUACAAACACAUCAGAAGAUGCCACUCUGAAGAAUAUGUGAGAUUGCUGAAAUCUGGAGGGAUUAAAAUCGAUAAACUGAUGUCCAAGAGAAGCUCCAUUAGUGAGCAAAUGUCCUCUGAUAUUCCCUGUACUAACACCUCUUAUGGGCAGAAAGAAAUCCAUGACUGCUCAGACUGGGGGAUGAGUUUUACUCACACAAGUUACUCACUACAAUGCCAGCAGACUCGCACAACAGGAAAGCAGUAUCAGUGCUCACAGUGUAGGAAGAGUUUUAGUAGACUGAUUAAUCUCCAAAUACAUCAGCGCAUUCACACAGGAGAGAAGCUGUAUCACUGCUCAGAGUGUGGGAAGAGUUUUACCCGACAGACUAAUCUCCAGCUACACGAGCGCAUUCACAAGGGGGAGAAGCCAUAUCAGUGCUCAGAGUGUGGGAAGAGUUUUACACAACAGACUAGUUUCCAAAGACACCUGCACAUUCAUACAGGAGAGAAACCGUAUCAGUGCUCAGAGUGUGGGAAGAGUUUUACACAACAGACUAGUCUCCAGCUACACCAGCGCAAUCACACAGGAGAGAAGCCAUUUUACUGCUCACAGUGUGGAAAGAGUUUUACUCGACUGAGUACUCUGCAAAGACACCAGCGUAUUCAUACAGGAGAGAAACCGUAUCAAUGCUCACAGUGCGGAAAGAGUUUUACACAACAGGUUAAUCUCCGACUACACCAGCGCGUUCACACAGGAGAGAAGCCGUGUCGCUGUGAACAGUGUGGGAAGAGUUUUACCCGGCUGAGUACCCUUCAAAUACACCAGCGCAUUCACACAGGAGAGAAGCCGUAUCAGUGCUCAAAGUGUGGGAAGAGUUUCACACAGCAGGUUAAUCUCCAGCUGCAUGAACGUGUCCACACAGGAGAGAAGCCGUGUCACUGCACACAGUGUGGGAAGAGUUUUACACGGCUCAGCAUUCUCCAAAGACACCAGCUCAUUCACACAGGAGAGAAGCCGUAUCAGUGCUCACAGUGCGGGAAGAGUUUCACACAACAGGUUAAUCUCCAUCUACACCAGCGUGUUCAUACAGGUGAGAAGCUGUGCCACUGCGAACAGUGUGGGAAGAGUUUUACUCACCUGAGUACUCUCCAAUCACAUCAGCGUAUUCACACAGGAGAGAAGCCAUAUCAGUGCUCAUGGUGUGGGAAGAGUUUUACACAGCUGAGUACUCUCCAAAAACACCAGCACACUCACACAAGAGAAAAGCCAUACUACAGCUCAGAGUGUGGGGAGGGUUUUAUACAAGAGACUUAAGGUUAAACAAUUUGAUACAUUGAUAGACCCUCACUUUCCCUUCAAAUCUACCAUUUUUCAUACUAUAUAUUUUAGAUAACCCAAUAUUCUGAAUAUGCCUGACUGAAUAAACAACCCAGACUUAAUUGA